AUGACAGUGAACAAUUUCCAAAUGUAUAGGCAUAUCAUGAGUCCUGGUUGGACCCUGGGAUGGAAUUGGGCUAAGAAAGAAGUGAUUUGGUCGAUGGUGGGAGCCCAAACCACUGAACAAGGAGAUUGUUCUAAGUUCAAAGGAGGAAACCAACCACAUUGUUGCAAGAGAAACCCUGUGGUGGUUGAUUUGCUUCCUGGAGUUCCUUACAACCAACAGAUCUCCAAUUGUUGUAAAGGCGGUGUGGUGUCUUCGUGGGGCCAGGAUCCCUCUGCUGCUGUUUCGGCUUUUCAAGUGAGUGUCGGCCUUUCGGGCACUUCCAAUAAAACUGUCAAACUGCCAAAGAACUUCACUUUGCUCGCCCCAGGACCAGGCUACACUUGUGGUCCGGCAACAAUUGUGCCGUCUACUGUCUAUCUUACCCCUGAUCGUAGACGAAAGACUCAAGCUUUAAGUAAAUCUCUAUCCUCCCUCUUUUAA
Molecule: messenger RNA, 480 nt
Organism: Cynara cardunculus var. scolymus (artichoke)
Lineage: Eukaryota; Viridiplantae; Streptophyta; Magnoliopsida; Asterales; Asteraceae
Product: COBRA-like protein 4
Exons: 1
Coding region: 1-480 (159 amino acids)
Biological process (GO): cellulose microfibril organization; plant-type cell wall cellulose biosynthetic process
Cellular component (GO): plasma membrane
Source: RefSeq, a predicted model, not a curated record